CCGCGCCUCCGUAGCUAGGGACGCUUCGGCCAAGGCAACCGCGAUGGAUCAGGACGAGGCGUCGACCACCGUGGACAACAUAGUCACGCAGUUCAACACCUACGAAGACUUCCUGGACUCGCAGAUCACGACCCUGGACUUGUACUACCUGGAGGAUGAAGGUCUGGCCCGCCAGUUGGUGGAGCUAGGCUACCGAGGUACUGGAGAGGUGGUGAGAAGAGAAGAUUUUGAAGCAAGAAAGGCAGCUAUAGAGAUUGCAAGGUUGGCUGAAAGAACUCAGAAAAAGACACUAACAAGUGCUGGUAAAGACCUACAUGAUAAUUUUCUGAAGGCUCUGGCCGUGAGAGAAGAAGACAAUCGCAGUGGAAAAGUGAGCUCCGUGAUCUUUAUUCGUGACAAAAAUUCUCAUGGGCAGGAGGUGUCAGGAUACAUUGACUAUGCCCACAGGCUGAAGACUGAAGAUUUUGAAGUCUACUUUAGUGGAAAAAAAAGACUUCUUCCAAGACCCACAGAUAUGAGUUUUUACAACUGGGACAGUCAUAUUGCUGUUUGGAAUUCAACUCCCAACUACCAAGUGAUUGCCGAUAAUCCAGAAGGCUUACUUUUCAAAUACAAAAGAGACAGAAAAAUUCUCAAUGUGGACCCUAAGGCUCAACCUGGUGACAACUCUACUAGAAGCCCGAUCCUAACAGAGCUCUACACACAAGUUGUCAUUUUUGACCACGUUUCCAGAAGAAAGACUUAACUAAAAAUGUGGUAGAUAGUGCCCUCCCUAAUGGUUUGCUAAAUGUAAAUGACUCCUAUAAUCAAAAGCAAAUUAGAAUAAUAAGUGAGUCCAGUAGCUAUAAGGCAAAUCAGAAUAAUAAAAGUUGAUAAAGAAAUUAGAGAG
This is a messenger RNA of Cervus elaphus (red deer), 889 nucleotides long. It is a transcript of the gene CFAP299, whose product is annotated as cilia and flagella associated protein 299. The transcript is spliced from 6 exons. The record is from RefSeq and is a predicted model, not a curated record. Lineage: Eukaryota; Metazoa; Chordata; Mammalia; Artiodactyla; Cervidae. Bases 44 to 745 code for a protein of 233 amino acids.